AUGUCUUACACUCUACUUCAGGGUACGAGGGAUCAUCGGCCAAACUCGCCUAUCCUCGCUAGCCUUAGUGAGGGAUAUCUGAAUGAUCUUGCACGGGACAACGGAAAACUUUGGUUUGGCACAGCUGCAGAUAUUCCGGGGACUGCUGAACAGACGGAUAAAGAUUACUUGAGAAUCUUGACUAACCCUAAGAAUUUUGGAGAGAUCACCCCUGCCAACAUGAUGAAGUUCAUGUAUACCGAGCCCCAACAAAAUGUGUUCAACUUCACAGGAGGAGAUUAUGUUCUCAACCUCGCUGAAAAGAAUGGAAUGCGGGUCCGAUGUCACAACCUCGUCUGGUCCAGUCAAAUAUCCGAUUGGGUAACAUCCGGUACCUGGACUGCCGCAACUCUGACAGCCGUCAUGAAGAACCAUAUUUACAAUUUGGUCACUCACUGGGGUAACCGCUGCUACUCAUGGGAUGUGGUAAACGAAGCCUUGAACGGUGACGGAACCUUCUCCUCCAGCAUUUGGCAUGACACCAUCGGGCCCGAGUAUUUCUUCCUCGCCUUCCAAUUCGCCCAAGAAGCCGUAAAGAAGACUGGCAAAGAUAUCAAGCUCUACUACAAUGACUACGGGCUCGAGAGCCCUGGCACCAAGACAACAGCCGCCUACAACUUGGUCAAAGAACUGCAGGCCCGGAAGAUCCAAAUCGACGGCGUUGGUCUAGAAUCGCACUUCAAGGUCGGUGGCACUCCAUCCGUUGCAGCCCAGGUCACUGCAAAGAAAGAAUUCCUGGAUCUCGGUGUCGACGUCGCGAUCACAGAACUGGAUGUGAGGUUUGUUGCGGCGCCAUAUUAUACAGCCGCGGGCGAGGCUACCCAGGCGCAGAAUUAUUAUGAUUCUGUUGCGAGUUGUAUGCAGGUUGGACGCCGGUGUAGGGGUAUUACGGUUUGGGAUUUCGAUGAUAAGUAUUCGUGGGUUCCGUCUGCGUUUACGGGACAGGGUGGUGCGGAUAUCUAUAAUGAGACGUUGCAACGGAAGCCUGCGUAUUAUGCUAUUGCCGAGGCGAUUACCGACGUGCCGUGUACUGUUUGUUGA
Molecule: messenger RNA, 1080 nt
Organism: Hyaloscypha bicolor E
Lineage: Eukaryota; Fungi; Ascomycota; Leotiomycetes; Helotiales; Hyaloscyphaceae
Product: glycoside hydrolase family 10 protein
Exons: 4
Coding region: 1-1080 (359 amino acids)
Biological process (GO): carbohydrate metabolic process
Molecular function (GO): hydrolase activity, hydrolyzing O-glycosyl compounds
Source: RefSeq, a predicted model, not a curated record